AUGUCGACUACCUCCGGCUUGCGCCAGAACCAGGCUGCUCGACCAGAAUCCCCUCAUACUCCGCAACAGCCGCUUCGCUCAGGAAAUACUUCCUUCGCCAGCACAACAUCACCGGGCUCAUCCUUUCGAAAUGAAGACGAUGCAAUCAUAUUUGAAAUUGGCGCUCGAUGGCUACGAGCUGGAUUUGAGGGCAGCAGCUCCCCAGUCUGCGUGGUAGGAUUCGGACCCGAACAAUCGAGGAGAGUGGGGGACUAUCGGGGAUGGAUUGAGGGCGAUUCUGGGGCAAGACCGACAGCACAGCCUGUCGAUGCUGAAGAUUGGGCUCGCGAGUACGAAUUAUGGAGGCUGGACCUGCGACAAACUGACCUAGGGUUGGUCGAGGACAAGAUUGAACGUGCUUUUCGCGAAACCUACAACCAAUACCUGUUGACCGACGCAGGCACGUCCCGCCUGGUGCUGGUCUUACCCUCUCUUAUGCCACAUCCGCUGCUUUCAUCACUUCUUUCCACCUUGUUUGGCCGCUGGCGAUUUCCUAGCAUUACACUUUUACCCCAUGCGCCUAUGGCGGCGACCGCGGCAGGUUUGCGGUCUGCCCUGGUGGUAGACAUUGGCUGGGCGGAAACGAUAAUCACGGGUCUUUAUGAGUAUAGGGAGGUCACCACAAAACGGAGCACAAGGGCAAUGAAAGCCGUGCUGCAAGAACUGGGUCGAAUGUUCACCGAUGUGGCUUCGAGGAGUGAGCAGGACAGUGUUCCCACAGAUGACAUCUCCGUGGGAUUCAAAUAUUGCGAGGAGAUUGCGUGCCGAUUGGCUUGGUGCAAGAUGGAAGCUCAGAACGAAGAAACAGAAGACAUGAGCCAGACCAUUUCGAUACCUUCACCAACCAACCCAGAGCAGGAAUUUAUUGAGGUGCCAUUUUCCCGCCUUGCAGAACCCGUUGAGAAGGCUCUUUUUGCCCCGGAUAUGCCAGAGAGUGAGUUGGACGAUGAAGAGAAACCUAUUUCCCUUCUGGUGUACAAUACUUUGCUCGCACUACCUCCCGAUGUGCGUGGAACAUGCAUGUCGCGUAUCAUCUUUGUGGGUGGCGGAGCCCGCAUCCCUGGCUUACGGCAACGGAUUUUGAAGGAUGUCUCGCGAUUGAUUGACCAGCAUGGAUGGAGUCCCAUCCGAGGUUCCAUCCGAGAGAAAGUCAUUGAACGACAACGGCAGCGAUUGGAAAAACUACGGGUCUCAACUCCUGCCAAUGGCGAGAACCAAGUGACUUCCAAGGAUACAAGCUCCUCGCCAAAUAACGAACAAACAGGCCCACCUAGAGAUGAGCCUGAAAUUGAUUUCGUGGAGCAAAAACUGCGCCGUCAGAACAAGGAUACACCCGUCCCUGUCCAAGGUAUCUUACGAGAAAUUGAUUCUCUUGGAGCCUGGGCUGGAGCGAGCUUAACAACCAGCCUGAAGAUCCGCGGAAUGGUAGAGAUCGAGCGUGAAAAGUUCCUGCAGCAUGGCUUGGCUGGUGGCACCCGAGACUCGGAACCUGCGCCUGAUCGUCGAUCGGGCUUGAGAGCGGGCGACCGUUCCAGUUGGACCCUAGCAGGGUGGGCAUAG
This is a messenger RNA of Penicillium odoratum, 1599 nucleotides long. Its product is annotated as putative actin-related protein RO7. Lineage: Eukaryota; Fungi; Ascomycota; Eurotiomycetes; Eurotiales; Aspergillaceae. Bases 1 to 1599 code for a protein of 532 amino acids. Gene Ontology annotation, biological process: microtubule-based movement. The record is from RefSeq and is a predicted model, not a curated record. The transcript has a single exon.